AUGGCCUCUCAGCACGUGAUCACAAACCAGCCCCACUUUUCUGCUGUCCAGCAGGUAGGAGAGUGGCAGACAGGGUUGAUGGAUUGCUGCACCGACUGGGGCGUGUGUCUCUGUGGAACCUUCUGCUUCUACUGCCUCUCCUGUCAAGUGGCUGGGGACAUGAACCAGUGCUGCUUGUGUGGCUCCAGCGUGGCCUUGAGGACCCUGUACCGUACCCGAUACAACAUCCCGGGCUCUAUUCUGGAUGACUACCUGGCUGCUGUGUGCCUCUCCUCGUGCUCACUCUGCCAGCUGAAAAGAGACAUCAAGCGGAGGAAGGAGAUGGGCAUAUUCUGAUGCUGCCCUCCUCGAUGGACCCUCCCGAGUCGCUGCAGGGAGGACUCACCACAGCCCGGCCCCUUGGGAAAUGCCCCAGGGCUGGUUGGUUUGCCUCGAUUGUGUUUGAUUUGCCCAUCCCUGGGUAACACCUGCAAUAAACAGC
This is a messenger RNA of Calypte anna (Anna's hummingbird), 481 nucleotides long. It is a transcript of the gene PLAC8, whose product is annotated as placenta associated 8. The transcript is spliced from 4 exons. Lineage: Eukaryota; Metazoa; Chordata; Aves; Apodiformes; Trochilidae. The record is from RefSeq and is a predicted model, not a curated record. Gene Ontology annotation, biological process: positive regulation of transcription by RNA polymerase II. Bases 1 to 336 code for a protein of 111 amino acids.